This is a messenger RNA of Mesocricetus auratus (golden hamster), 2330 nucleotides long. It is a transcript of the gene Krt6a, whose product is annotated as keratin 6A. Gene Ontology annotation, molecular function: structural constituent of skin epidermis. Gene Ontology annotation, biological process: intermediate filament organization; keratinization. The coding region runs from base 53 to 1810 and encodes 585 amino acids. The transcript is spliced from 8 exons. Gene Ontology annotation, cellular component: keratin filament. The record is from RefSeq and is a predicted model, not a curated record. NCBI's taxonomy places the organism in Eukaryota, Metazoa, Chordata, Mammalia, Rodentia, Cricetidae.
CAGCUCUGCCCUGCAUUACCUCCACUUCACAGACUUCUCAUCUCCAGGAACCAUGUCUACCAAAACCACCAUCAGGAGUCAAACCAGCCACCGUGGCUUCAGUGCCAGCUCGGCCAGAGUGCCAGGGCUCAACCGUUCUGGCUUCAGCAGUGUGUCUGUGUGCCGCUCCCGGGGUAGUGGUGGCUCUGGGGCUGUGUGUGGAGGAGCUGGCUUUGGCAGCAGGAGCCUCUAUGGUGUGGGGAGCUCCAAGAGGAUCUCCAUUGGAGGGGGCAGCUGCGGCAUUGGAGGAGGCUAUGGCAGCCGAGUUGGAGGAGGCUUUGGCUUUGGAGGAGCCAGCAGUGGCUUUGGAUUCGGUGGUGGAGCUGGCUUUGGUGGUGGCUAUGGGGGCGCUGGUUUCCCCGUGUGCCCCCCUGGAGGCAUCCAAGAGGUCACCAUUAACCAGAGCCUCCUCACCCCUCUGAACCUGCAAAUCGACCCCACCAUCCAGCGCGUGAGGACCGAGGAGCGUGAGCAGAUCAAGACCCUCAACAACAAGUUCGCCUCCUUCAUCGACAAGGUGCGCUUCCUGGAGCAGCAGAACAAGGUCUUGGACACCAAGUGGACCCUGCUGCAGGAGCAGGGCACCAAGACCGUGAGGCAGAAUCUGGAGCCGUUGUUUGAGCAGUACAUCAGCAACCUCAGGAGGCAGCUGGACAGCAUCCUUGGGGAGAAGGGCCGCCUGGACUCAGAGCUGAGGAACAUGCAGGACACAGUGGAGGACUACAAGAACAAAUAUGAAGAUGAAAUCAACAAGCGUACUGCAGCAGAGAAUGAAUUUGUGACCCUGAAGAAGGAUGUAGAUGCAGCCUACAUGAAUAAGGUUGAACUGCAAGCCAAGUCAGACAGUCUGGCAGAUGAGAUCAACUUCCUGAGAGCUCUCUAUGAUGCAGAACUGUCUCAGAUGCAAACUCACAUCUCAGACACAUCUGUGGUCCUCUCCAUGGACAACAACCGCAGCCUGGACCUGGACAGCAUCAUUGCUGAGGUCAAGGCCCAAUAUGAGGAGAUUGCUCAGAGGAGCCGUGCUGAGGCUGAGUCCUGGUACCAGACAAAAUAUGAGGAGCUGCAGGUCACAGCAGGAAGACACGGGGAUGACCUGCGCAACACCAAGCAGGAGAUCGCAGAGAUCAACCGCAUGAUCCAGAGGCUGAGAUCUGAAAUUGACCACGUCAAGAAGCAGUGUGCCAAUCUGCAGGCUGCCAUCGCUGAGGCUGAGCAGCGUGGGGAGAUGGCCCUCAAGGAUGCCAGGGGCAAGCUGGAAGGGCUGGAGGACGCCCUGCAGAAGGCCAAACAGGACAUGGCCAGGCUGCUGAAGGAGUACCAGGAGCUCAUGAAUGUCAAGCUGGCCCUUGAUGUGGAGAUCGCCACCUACAGGAAGCUGCUGGAAGGAGAGGAGUGCAGGCUGAAUGGUGAAGGCGUUGGACCAGUCAACAUCUGUAAGUACUAUGCUUGCCCACUUGCCCGACCCCUGCCUUGUGCCUGUCUCACUGGACAGCGUGGGCUCAGAGUGACCCUUGUCCCCUCUGCCUCCCUCACAGCUGUGGUGCAGUCCACCGUGUCCAGCGGCUAUGGCAGUGCAGGUGGUGCCAGCGGCAGCUUGGGCCUGGGAGGAGGCAGCAGCUACUCCUACAGCAGCAGCCAUGGCCUUGGAGGUGGCUUCAGUUCUGGCAGUGGCAGAGGCAUCAGUGGUGGCCUCAGCUCCUCUGGUGGCAGCUCUUCCACCAUCAAGUACACCACCACCUCCUCCAGCAGGAAGAGCUACAGGCACUGAGUCCCUGCCACCAGAGCCUGUCCCUGAUCCCAGCUCCCCUGGCUGCAGAGCCCUGUGCUCAGGGGCUGUCCUUGCUGACCUUUGACCUCUGCUCUCUGAUUAGGGCUGAGGGCUGAGUCCUUGUUGCUUCUCUGUCUCUACCCCAUGGGUCCCUAUUACUCAUCCUCUGAUUGUCACCCUCUGACUUCACAUCAGGACUCACUCACAAUCGGUGCUGUAAACUGUAGGUUUGUUUCCAGUUAAGUGUUUCACUAGGCGUGUUUCUGAAGCUUCCUAUAAAAGGGUGUCUCUGUCUCAAACAUUCUGGAAAUUAUUGAUGGAUUUCACUCAAUUAUACUGGAGUUUCCCCUCAGUUUCCUGUGACCUGAGAAAACCCUGAAUUCAAUGUUGUGAACCUCCCUGGCAGUAACUAUCAUAACACAACUCAAGAUCAUGUGAUGUACAGAGUUUGCUCUCAUGUGAUAUCCUCUCUGAUCUUUUCAUUCUUGAAAUUGCUAAAUAAAGCAGAUUUAUAACAUAA